Messenger RNA from Vigna unguiculata (cowpea), 606 nucleotides. RefSeq names its product superoxide dismutase [Cu-Zn], chloroplastic-like. The record is from RefSeq and is a predicted model, not a curated record. Lineage: Eukaryota; Viridiplantae; Streptophyta; Magnoliopsida; Fabales; Fabaceae.
AUGGCAUGUCCCGUGUCUGAUACGUAUCAGACACCGAUACUCGCUACAGCUAAUGGGUUAGGAGCACAUUUUAAUCCUAAAAUAUUGACACAUGGUGCUCCUGAGGAUGAAAUCUGUCAUGCAAGUGACCUGGGAAACAUAGUUGCUAAUGCAGAUGGGUUUGGAGAGGCUUCAAUCGUGGAUAAUCAGAUACCACUCUCUGGCCCCAAUUCAGUAGUUGGAAGAGCCUUGGUGGUUAAUGAGCUUGAGGAUGACCUUGGAAAGGGGGGUCAUGAACUUAGUUUGACAACUGGAAAUGCUGGUGGAAGAUUAGCAUGUGGUGUGGUUGGUUUGACUCCAGCAUAAUUAGUGCAGGAAAUGUUUAGUCGUGUUAUUUUUCCGAUGAUGUUUUUUUUUCUUUCUUUUUGUUAUUUCUUUGGGUUACCCCCGUCCCGUGAAGCACGAUGAGUCGCUGUUGUUUGCUUUCUUGAGUCGCCAUGUAAACUAUAAACUAUAAAGCAUAAGGUCCAUCUAAAGACAAGUGCUCUGAAAACAUAUCAUUCCUUCACCGGUGUGUACACCCUAAUAAAAUUCAUCAUGCGGUCAGGUGUUUAUUCCCCAAUGAAA